Aphis gossypii (cotton aphid) is the source of this 1506-nucleotide messenger RNA. RefSeq lists its product as uncharacterized. The coding region runs from base 1 to 1506 and encodes 501 amino acids. The transcript is spliced from 5 exons. Gene Ontology annotation, molecular function: DNA-directed DNA polymerase activity; nucleotide binding; DNA binding. Lineage: Eukaryota; Metazoa; Arthropoda; Insecta; Hemiptera; Aphididae. The record is from RefSeq and is a predicted model, not a curated record. Gene Ontology annotation, biological process: DNA replication.
AUGAAGGCAAGCGAUGACGUGCCGACGGAGCUCAUCGAAGAAUAUGAAAUACCUACAGUGCCGGUAGUAUACAGAGGCGACGAACAACAUGAGGACGUAGCGAAAUGUUUUGUUGAGGCUAUAGUUGCGGUCAGUUGGAAAAUUGAAAAGUUAAUGAAAACUAACAUUCCUUUGACCAUGACCGCAGAGGAAGAAAAAACACAUCAAAAGUGUAAUACGUGUAAUUUGUGUAAAUGUAUUUUAGUCAGUGGCGAAAAAGUUAGAGAUCAUAAUCAUCUGAACGGAAAAUUUAGACAAACUUUGUGUUCAAAGUGUAACUUAGAGUUACAACAGCCUAAAUUUGUACCGGUAUUUUUUCAUAAUCUUUCAAACUAUGACUCACAUUUCAUAGUCACUGAACUUGGAUUUGAUACUGAAAGCAUAUCCGUUAUUCCGAAUAGUGAAGAGAAAUUUAUAUCUUUUACAAAACAUAUAAGUAGUAAGUUCACUAUUCGGUUUAUCGAUACGUUCAGGUUUAUGGCGUCUAGUUUAUCGUCCCUGGCUGAAAACUUAAUUAUACAAAAUUUCGAAAACUUCCGUGAGACAGCUAAACAUUUUGUCCGCGAAGAUAUGCCUCUUGUUACUCGGAAAGGUGUUUACCCGUACGAGUACACAGAUAGUUGGGACAAGUUGGAUGAGUCAUGUUUACCGGGAGAGGACGAUUUUUAUAGUACACUAACCGAGUCGGGGAUUAAUGAGGAAGAUUUCAAGCACGCGAAGGCGGUCUGGGACAACUUCAAGUGCAAGACGUUGGGCGAGUACAGCGAUUUAUAUUUAAAAAUCGAUGUUUUGUUGCUGGCCGACGUUUUUGAAAACUUCCGUGACGUUUGCAUGUCCACGUAUAAUUUGGACGCAGCCCACUAUUACACAGCACCAGGUCUGAGCUUUGACGCGAUGUUAAAGUAUACAGGCCAAAAAUUAGAACUUUUGUCUGAUUACGAUAUGUUGCUGAUGUUUGAGAAUGGUAUUCGUGGUGGUCUGGUACAAGCGAGCAUGCGAUAUGCAAAAGCCAAUAAUUUAAAGUUCCCGAAUUAUGACGAAACGAAAGAGAAAUCCUGGUUGGUGUAUCAAGAUUGUAACAACUUGUACGGUUAUGCAAUGUCGGAGUACAUGCCGCAUGGUAAUUUUAACUGGGUUGAGCCAAAUUUAGACGGUUUGAGCGAUUUAACUCCCAAAUCGGCUAGAGGUCGUGUAUACGAAGUAGAUAUAUCAUACACGAAACACUUGCACGAUAAGCAUAAUGAUCUGCCAUUCCUACCACAAAAUAGUAUACCACAAGGCUCAAAAGUGCGGAAACUUAUGGCGACGUUUGAGCCUAAGGUACAUAGAGUCUUGGAGUUUAGCCAGUCGGAUUGGCUUGCCAAGUAUAUUCAGUUAAAUACCGAUAUGAGAAAGAAAGCGAGAAAUGAUUUUGAAAAAGAUUUUUUCAAGCUCAUGAAUAAUGCGAUUUUUGGUAACUACUGUUAA